AAAUUCCAAAACUAACAAGAACAAGAAGAAGAAGAAAUGCAAUCGCUGGAUGUUUAUAGAACCUUCUGGAACAAUCAACUACCGUUUCAUCCAUCAUCAUCAUUAACAACAAUCCGGCAUCCAUAUACACGUGUUUACUGCAAAAGCAUAAACCGCCGGAACGCGAAAUUCACGGCGGCGAAGGCGAAAGGGAAGGAUAACGUGUGGAGUAUCGAUAAUGAUGCUGUGAAUGGAAACAGAGGCGGAGAUAGAGUGAAAAAAGGCGAUAGACGGCGGACGAAAGUUCGAAAUUCGACUGCGAAAAGACGGAGAGGGAAAGUUAGUGGGAGUGAUGAUGGAGUAGUUUUGGUUUCUGGUCCUAUGUUGAUUGAAACUGAAAAUGUGUUGCAAACUCAGGAGCCUGUAAUUAUGCCGGUAUGGAACACGUUUUCAAGUAGUGUUAGUGGCAUAUGGAAGGGAGCGGGAGCAGUGUUCUCACCUAUCACUGCUCAGAUGGAACCCAUUGAGGUUGGAAGAAACAACGAGCAUCAAUUUGACUGCUACACUCUUUCCCGUAUUGAGGCAGUACCAUCAACAAAUAGAGGGGAAGCAUCUCACAUUCAGAGGACAGUGAAUUGGGUGACCUUGAAUCCUUAUGGUGAAAAUAAGGAGUUGCAGAACAAAAAUAAAGAGGAUGAAUCUUUAUCCACCAUAGAAACACUUGAUGGAAGGAGGAAAAACCAUGUACUGCCAAAGUUUGAGUCUUUUGACUUUGAAAAGAGUGAUGUGAUGGAAGAAGAUCUUAUGGGUAUGGAGCCUGGUCUUGUCUUUUUUGAGGAUGGCUCUUACUCAAGGGGUCCAGUUGACAUACCUGUUGGAGAAGUUAAUGAUUCCAAUUACUUCUUAUCCCCAACGUUCAAGUUUGAGCAAUGUUUGGUUAAAGGUUGCCACAAGAGAUUGCGCAUUGUUCAUACCAUAGAGUUCAGUGAUGGGGGUUCAGAUAUCCAGAUCAUGAGGGUCGCUGUUUAUGAAGAGCAAUGGGUCAGUACUGCUAGUCUCCCUGACAAGAGUGACGUGGACUUCGAUGUGAAGCCGUUUUCUCAGAGAAGAAGAGUCCGGCCAUCAGAAUUGGCCGGAUCAUGGAAGGUGUUUGAGACGAGCGCCACACCAAUCUACGGCGAGGAGACAGUUAGAGAGGAAAACAAUGAUCCUCCAUAUGUAUAUCUUUGCACAGAGACAUUGAAGAAAAGAAGUUUGCCUGAGAGUGCAGUCUACUUUGGGGAGGAAGAGGUGCUAGACAUGGUAGAUAUCACAAUACUUUGGUUGCCUGGUGGUGUGACAGCUUAUGUUGAUGUUGGUAAGGACGGGGUCUUGUGUAUCGGUGUCGGGUGGUAUUCUGAUGAAGGAAUCAAUCUUGUUAUGGAACGGGAUUAUGGAACUGAUGGGAAGCUUAAGGAGGUUCGAUCCAAAACUGAAGUCAAGAGAAGGUGGUCUGAUCCACCUGCAUUCUAAGGUCUAUUAUGUACAAAUGAAAAUAAGUUUGCGGGAAGAUGCAAAGUUCUACUAAAAAAAGCGGGUGAAAGUUAAAUGUUCUGUUAAUUUAACAUGCAAUUUUUAUGUAAAGUUUUUAGUUAGCAAUUUUGACUCAUUUACUUGUUAA
This is a messenger RNA of Erigeron canadensis, 1639 nucleotides long. RefSeq lists its product as uncharacterized. The record is from RefSeq and is a predicted model, not a curated record. Bases 37 to 1491 code for a protein of 484 amino acids. NCBI's taxonomy places the organism in Eukaryota, Viridiplantae, Streptophyta, Magnoliopsida, Asterales, Asteraceae. The transcript is spliced from 5 exons.